Colletotrichum abscissum is the source of this 1128-nucleotide messenger RNA. RefSeq names its product methyltransferase. Bases 1 to 1128 code for a protein of 375 amino acids. The record is from RefSeq and is a predicted model, not a curated record. Lineage: Eukaryota; Fungi; Ascomycota; Sordariomycetes; Glomerellales; Glomerellaceae. The transcript has 9 exons.
AUGGCUGAAGCACCGGGCACACCGCCUCCCACAACCGCACCCGCAGCCGGUGUCGCAUCCGCAGACCCGGCACCGACGACGAGUCCAUCGCGAGUCGUUCCGGCGGUGGCUAUUGAACCAGCUCAGCAGGAUGACCCCGUUGAAGCCGAUGAGGGAUUUGCAAGCGAUAACGACUCUUCGAUUGAUGAUAGAAUUUCGAGUUACACCGCGUCCCUAUCAUCCAGCGUCAUCGACUACCCGGAAGAAUAUGGCCGUCGCUAUCAUGCAUUCAGGCCGGGCUCGUAUUCGUUCCCGAACGACGAGGUCGAAAUGGAGCGCCUCGACAUGGCUCAUGCCAUGAUGGUGAGGGCGAUUGGAAGCAAGCUCUGGCUGGCCCCGCUGGCCAAGGAGAAGGUCCAUCGUAUCCUGGAUAUCGGUACGGGUACUGGAAUCUGGGCCGUUGAGAUUGGUGACAUUUUUGAGAACGCCGAGGUUAUUGGGAAUGAUCUGAGUGCUAUCCAACCUGAAUGGGUACCCCCGAACGUCAAGUUUGAGAUUGACGAUGUCGAGAGCGAAUGGGUCGGCGUUAAAAAGUACGACUUCAUCAUGUGCCGCUACAUGGCCGCCUCCAUCCAGGACUGGCCAAAGCUGAUCGCCAACAUUUACGACAACCUCAACCCAGGAGGCUGGGCCGAGUUCCAAGAUAUGAGCACAGAAUACUACUCCGACGACGGCAGCUACAAACCCGAACACGCAACCUACGAAUGGAAUCAGACCUUUGUCGAAACCCUCGACAAGAUCGGGCGCGAUCCCCGGCCCGGACCGAAGCUCGAGGGCUGGGUGCGCGGGCACGGCGGGUUCGAGAACGUGGCGCACCACAAGUUCAAGACGCCCAUCGGGCCGUGGGCGCGGCACCGGCAUUUCAAGGACCAGGGGUUGCUGAACCUGGCGCAGAUUCUUGAGGGGUUGGAAGGGUUCUCGUUGAAGCUGCUGUGCGGUGUUUUGGGGAGGAGUAAGGAGGAGGUGUUGGUGCAGCUUGCGGAGGUGAGGAGGGAGUUGAAGACGGGGGUUUUUCAUGCUUUGUUGGAUUUGCAUGUGGUGUAUGGGCAGAAGCCUGCUCUACCGGCUGCUACAGCGGGAACUGAGUAG